AUGGUGGACGGCAAGAUGGGCAAAUCGCUGCGCAAGUUGCUGAAGAAGCACGUGGUCGACGCGGGGUUGAAGGACAAGUUGGCCGUGUCGGACAAGGCGCUGGGCGCGCUGAUCAAGGAGAAGCUCAGCAUCGCGUGCGUCAAUGACAGCGCCGUGCACGAGAUCAUGCGCGGCAUUCGGGCGAACAUGGACACGCUCAUCACGGGGCUCGAGGACGACGACCUGAAGGCCAUGACGCUCGGGCUGUCGCACUCGCUGUCGCGCUACAAGCUCAAGUUUAGCGCCGACAAGGUGGACACGAUGAUCGUGCAGGCGAUCGGAUUGCUGGACGAGCUCGACAAGGAGAUCAACACGUACUCGAUGCGCGUGCGCGAGUGGUUUGGCUGGCACUUUCCCGAGAUGGGCAAGAUCGUGACGGACAAUCUGCAGUACGCCAAGUGCGUGAUCAAGAUGGGCGUGCGGUCGCAGGUCAAGAGUCUGGACUUUUCCGAUGUGCUGCCUGAAGACGUGGAGGCCUCGAUGCGCGAGGUGUGCGAGGUGUCCAUGGGCACGGACGUUUCCCAGGAAGACGUGGCCAACAUCUCGGCGCUGUGCGAGCAAGUGAUCUCGCUCACCGAGUACCGUGCGCAGCUCUUUGACUACUUGAAGAACCGCAUGAACGCCAUUGCCCCGAACCUCACGGUCAUGGUGGGGGAGCUCGUCGGCGCGCGUCUGAUUGCCCACGCUGGCAGUCUGAUGAACCUGGCCAAGCACCCGGCCAGUACGGUGCAGAUCCUCGGCGCCGAGAAGGCGCUCUUCCGUGCGCUCAAGACCAAGCACGACACGCCCAAGUACGGGCUCAUCUACCACGCGUCGCUCAUCGGCCAGACGGCGCCGAAGCACAAGGGCAAGAUCUCUCGCGUGCUGGCUGCCAAGACGGCUGGCUGUGCGCGUGGACGCACUGGGAGACGCGACUGA
This is a messenger RNA of Hyaloperonospora brassicae, 957 nucleotides long. The record is from the annotation of a GenBank genome assembly. Lineage: Eukaryota; Oomycota; Peronosporomycetes; Peronosporales; Peronosporaceae.